AUGAAUAAUUUACUCUUUCAACUGCAGUUUUCAUCAAUUGACCUGGAUCAGGCAUUAUUCCAGCCCUUUCCAUCAGAAAUUAUAUUUCAGAACUACACCCCCUGUGAAGUCUAUGAAGUUCCACUGGUGUUAAGGAACACUGACAAAAUUCCAAGGAUGGUGAAAGUUGUUGAGGAAAGUUCACCGUACUUUAAAGUAAUCAGCCCCAAAGAUACUGGCCACAAAGUGGCUCCAGGAGUGCCAUCCAUAUUUCGAAUCCUCUUCAUGCCGGAGGAGAACAAGGAUUACGCCCAUAUCUUGACCUGUGUUACUGAAAGAGAAAAGUUUAUCGUGCCCAUCAAAGCUAGAGGUGCUCGCGCCAUCCUAGAUUUUCCUGACAAGCUGAAUUUUUCCACCUGCCCUGUCAAAUACAGCACCCAGAAGAUUCUGCUGGUACGAAACAUUGGCAAGAAAGAUGCUGUGUUUCACAUCAAAACUCAUAGGCCUUUCUCUGUAGAGCCACCUGUGGGAACUCUUAACGUGGGAGAGUCCAUGCAACUGGAAGUGGAAUUUGAGCCACAGAGUGUGGGCAAUCACAGUGCAAGACUUAUCGUGUGUUAUGACACAGGGGAAAAAGUGUUUGUAUCUCUCUAUGGAGCUGCCAUAGACAUGAAUAUAAGGCUGGAUAAGAAUUCCUUGAUCAUGGAGAAAACCUACAUAACUCUGGCCAAUCAGCGGACUGUGACCAUCCACAACCGCAGCAGCAUCAUUGCUCAUUUCCAGUGGAAGAUAUUUGCUACCCAGGAAGAAGAGGACAGAGAAAAGCAUAGGGUCUGUGACGAUCUGAUCAAAGAAGAAAAGGAUGAGAUGGAUGAGUUUCUUGAAGAGUGCGUUAUUGAUCCCGUCCUCCGUGACCGUCUUUCCAUUCUCUCUCGCACCUUUGAGAAUCAGAGGCGGAUGGUUCAGGGAGACAGAUUGCUCUUCUUGAAUAACAUUUUCACGAUGGAGCCUGUGGAAGGUGAUGUCUGGCCCAACUCAUCAGCUGAAAUCACUGUGUUCUUUAACCCUCUAGAAGCCAGGCUCUACCAACAGACCAUUUACUGCGACAUUUCAGGCCGAGAGAUCCGUCUGCCCCUCCGAAUCAAAGGGGAGGGAAUGGGACCUAAGAUUCACUUCAACUUUGAAUUGCUCGAUAUUGGGAAAGUUUUUAUUGGAUCUGUACAUUGUUAUGAGGCAAUACUGUACAACAAAGGCAGCAUCGACGCCCUUUUCUGUGUGAUACCUCCAACUUCGCCUUUGGGGGCCUGCUUUGUUUUCAGUCCCAAGGAGGGCAUCAUCGAACCAAGUGGAGUCCAAGCUGUCCAGAUCUCCUUCAGUUCUGCCAUCCUGGGGCACUUUGAAGAAGAGUUCCUGGUCAAUGUCAAUGGGGCACCGGAGCCUGUGAAAUUGACCAUUAGGGGCUGUGUCAUUGGACCUACCUUCCAUUUUAAUGUUCCUGCUCUGCACUUUGGUGAUGUUUCCUUUGGGUUUCCUCAUACUUUGAUAUGUUCCCUCAAUAAUACUUCUUUGGUCCCCAUGACCUUCAAACUGCGUGUCCCUGGGGAUGGCCUUGGCCGUAAAAGCAUUUCAAGUUGUGAGCAUUAUUCAGGCGACAAAAGACUAUCUUGGACCAAGGAAGAAAUACUUGCAAUAAAACCAAAAGAGUUCACCAUCACUCCUGACUGUGGCACCAUUCGCUCCCAGGGAUUUGCUGCUAUCAGGGUGACGUUAUGCUCCAACACCGUGCAGAAAUAUGAGCUGGCACUGGUGGUGGACGUGGAGGGCGUCGGAGAAGAAGUGCUGGCGCUCUUAAUUACAGCAAGGUGUGUUGUACCGACCCUACGCUUGGUUAAUACAGAGGUGGACUUUGGGCACUGCUUCCUAAAGUACCCGUAUGAGAAAACGGUCCAGCUUGUCAAUGAAGAUAACCUACCCGGAUGCUUUGAGGUUCUGCUUCAGGUGUCUGAGGAUGCACCUGCUGUGCUGUUCUCCAGCCCCGUCUCCUUCGGGGUCAUCCCCCCCAAGGGCACCGUGCACAUACCGCUAGCCCUGGAGACCCAGGUCACUGGGGAGCACAGGUCCACCAUGCUCAUCUCGACCUUCGGGAGCUGGGACCCCCCUCUGGUAUGUCACUUAAAGAGCUUCGGACAAGGCCCAGUUAUCCACGUACAUCCCCCUCAAGUUGAUUUUGGCACUAUCUAUGUCCUGAAAGACUCUUCCAGGAUUCUCAACCUAUCUAACCAGUCCUUCAUUCCCGCAGUAUUUCGGGCACGCAUGGCACACAAAAAAUCCCUUUGGACGAUUGAACCCAACGAAGGCAUGGUUCCACCGGAAACUGAGGUUCAACUGUCCCUGACUGCCAACCUGAAUGACAUACUGACAUUCAAGGACACAGUUAUUUUGGACAUUGAAAAUAGCAACACCUAUCAGAUUCCGGUCCAAGCUUCUGGAAUUGGUUCUACCAUUGUUUCAGAUAAGCCCUUUGCUCCAGAACUCAAUUUGGGGGCACAUUUUAGCCUGGAUACCCAUUAUUACCGAUUUAAGUUGACCAACAAGGGACGUCGGAUCCAACAGUUGUUCUGGAUGAACGAAAGUUUCCGUCCCCACGGCAAGCUGAGCAAGAAGGGCCGGCUCCAGGCCAAUGGCUACCAGGAGCCCAGGGGUCCACCGAGCCCAGUGUUUCAGAUCCACCCCGUCAGGAUGGAGCUGUACCCAGGCCAGACGAUCAAUGUGGUACUUGAAAGCUAUUCUGCGACUCCCAGGAUAGUUAAAGAGAAGCUGGUAUGCCAUGCCAGCAUCGGGGCGCAGAAGGGGAAGAGCUUGGUGAUGGCCGUGAACAUCACCUGCGAGUUCAUCGCGCCUCUCAUCCAGCUCUCCACCAAGCAGCUUGUCUACCGGCUGGAGAAGAAACCUAAUGCUAUGCUGGAACCAGAUUACCAGCCCUUGGUCAUAAAGAACAUUUCCACCUUGCCCGUAAACAUGUUGCUGUCAACCUCAGGACCCUUCUUUGUAUGCGAGACUGAUAAAUCCCUGCUGCCCGCCAUUCCUCAGCCUAUUAAACUGGACAUUGAUGAAGAAAAAAACCUGCUGAUCAAGUUUGACCCUUUCUACAGAAACGAUUUGAAUAACUGGGUGGCGGAAGAAAUACUAGAAAUUAAGUAUGUGGAACACCCUCAGGUAGACAGCCUGAACCUGCGUGGAGAGGUGCAUUACCCCAACCUCAGCUUCGAGACGACGGAGCUGGAUUUCGGCUGUAUCCUGAAUGAUACUGAGGUCAUUCGCUACGUUACAAUCACCAACUGCAGCCCCUUGGUUGUGAAGUUCCGCUGGUUCUUCUUGGUGAACGACGAGGAAAAUCGGAUAAGGUUUGUGACAUUGCCUAAGAAGCCCUACAGCGCCCCCCAGGCCCAGAUGGAGUCCAUCCCAGCAACCCCAGCGACUGCCAGCUCCCCAGCAGUCCCAGCUACAAAAGAGUCCCGCGAGACGGAUUUAAGUUUUGUUAAGACCAUCCUCCUGAACGCAGAUGCCAGGCCUGAAGACAGAGAACUCAGAAAAGACAAAGCAUCCACCGUGAUCUCAGAUGGAUUAAAAAUUAACUCUGCUGAAACAGAAAGAAUACACUCAAGCCACAGCCAAGUGGAGUUUCAGGAAUCCCUGUGGAUCUUUGAGCAGGAUGAUAUGCUUUCCAUUGGGAUAGAAGAAGUAUUCGAUAUCUUGCCCCUCUAUGGAAUGUUGCAGCCACACAGCAGCCAGCAGAUGUCGUUCACCUUCUAUGGGCACAGUAACAUCAUUGCCCAGGCUAAAGCUCUCUGCGAAGUGGAAGAAGGGCCCACCUAUGAAAUAAUACUAAAGGGAGAGGCAUCCCUGAUCAACUAUUUCUUUGACACCAAGGAUAUUAACUAUGGAUCACAGGGUUUUAUCGGUUCACACAACGAGCAGGUGUUGAAGGUUUACUACUUACCUGGAGUACCUGAGUGCUUUCAGAGGAGUUUCCAGAUACAGAUUGCCCACCUGGACCCAGAAAAGAUCACUCUAAGUGGAGAGGGAAUCUUUCCCCGAAUCUGCCUUGAUCUCCCCAGGAACCUGAGAGGUAAAGGACGAAGGUUAAGUGCUUAUCUCCAGAUGGAAGUAGAGCGACUUAUAGUUCAAGGCUACGCCCUAGAACAUCAGAAAUCAAUUAUCCCUGAUCUCACCAACAACACCUGCCUCAGCCAUUGGAGUUGCUGCAAAACGGCCAAAAUUCAGCUGCCAGAGUAUACCCUGGACUUUGGCUACAUUGUCCUUGGUGAAGUCCGAACCCAUAUCGUCAAGAUCACCAACACCAGUCACUUUCCAGUGUCCUUCCAUGCAGAAAAACGUGUCCUUCAUGACACAGGAUUCAGUACUGAGCUAGAUCGUGUAAAGAAUCUGCCUUACUGUGAAACAGAAAUAUUUGAAGUGAGAUUUGACCCACAAGGGGCCAAUCUUCCUGUUGGAAACAAAGAAGUCAUUCUGCCCAUCAAGGUGGUUGGAGGGCCAACAGUUCACAUCUGUCUUCAGGCCAAGGUGACCAUUCCAGCUAUGACUCUGUCUUGUGGAAAAGUGGAGUUUGCUGCAAUUCAGUGUGGACAGUGCAUGGUGGAAACUGUUCAGCUUUUCAAUCAUCUCCAAGUCCCUUGUGAAUGGUUUGUCCAGAGCCUAAAGCCUGUCAACAAGCUGGGGAAACACAUGCCAAAGUACUUAAGACAGAAACUACGUGCUGAACUAACACCGAAGACACGGAUCUUUGAGAUCCAGCCGACUUCUGGAGUCUUGGAUCCUGGAGAGAGGUCCAACGUGCAAGUGAAAUUCAUGCCAAAAGAAGAGAGAUUCUACAGCCAAAACCUGGUGUUCCAGAUUGCCCAGAGUACUCAAAAGCUUACACUGGUGGCCUAUGGGCAAGGUCUGGAGCCACGCCUGGAAUUUAGUCCUUCAGUUUUGGAGCUGGGGCCGCUGCUGCCUUUUGCACCUGGAGAUGAGGCUGAGGUGGUCGUGAAGAAUCCCUGCAACUUUCCCAUUGAGUUUUACUCCUUAGAAUUUGACCAGGAAUAUCUCACAGAAGAAAAGAUCUUGCGAAAGCUGAAGGGCUAUGAUUCCUACAACAGCCUACUGCUACCUCCCCGCAACCCAGGGGAGAGGCUGCCCCCAGAGGUGUAUGAGUACUUUAGGGAGAUGAAGAAGUCAAGAGAGGAACAGAUGAAGGCGAAAUUUCUGGAGACUCUGGCGCAGGAGAACGAAGAGGAAGAUAUGAUCACAUCAGAUCAGGGAACCUCCGCAAGCACAAAGAGGAUGUCACUUAGCCGAGGGAUCUCUGUCACAUCCAACCUGGAAGAGCGUCAUGUCCCUUUGGUCGAGUCUAAAACCUUCUCAGAUGAUGAUGACGAUGAGGAAAGCCUGGAAAAAAUAAUGUUUCAAACUGACAAGAUUCACAGCAUUGAUAGCCAUUCCACAGACGAAGUUGGAGAGGUAGAAAACAACCCAGUGAGCAAAGCAAUCGCGCGCCACCUGGGUGUUGACAUUUCUGCAGAAGGCCGCUUGGCCAAGAGCCAGAAAGGCAUCGCCAUCAUCAUCCAUGGGACGCCCUUGUCAGGAAAGUCAGCCACCGCCACGAGCGUGGCCAAGUACUACAACGCGGCCUGCUUGAACAUUGACUCCAUCGUGCUGGAAGCCGUGUCCGACAGCAGCAACAUCCCAGGCCUCCGUGCCCGUGAGCUCUGCAUCAAGGCUGCCAUAGAGCAGUCCAUGAAGGAGGCAGAGGAGUCUGCCCAGGAGGCUUCUGGAGGCCAAAAUGUCAUAGGAUCAGUACGACUGAGCACUGAGAUCUUGGGCAAGUUAACCUCGGAAAUGUCUCUGGUGGCCCCAGACAGUAAAUCUGGAAAGAGCAUUCGUGGGAGCAUGUUGAUCACCAAAAGCAAAGCGGACAGCCACAGCUCUGGGUCACAGAAGCAGCAUCACCAGCACCAGUCUGAAACGCCACAGAUUUCCUCCAGCCCCCUCCCCAUGGGGCCCACCCAGCGCCGGCUCAGUGUCAGUGCCAGUAUCGGAGGGGAGACCGGGCUCAUGAGCUGCGUGCUGCCUGAUGAACUUCUCGUGCAGAUCCUGGCAGAGCGGAUGCAGCUGAGUGACUGCUACCAAGGAGUGGUGUUCGAUGGCCUCGAAACACUGUUUGCUCGGAGCACGACUGCCGCCCUCCUCUGCCUGCUGAAGGCCUUUGGCAGCCGGGAGCACAUAUAUGUCCUCAACAUGGCCCAAGAUUAUGCCACCAUGAAGGCCCAGGAGAAAGCCAAAAAGGAGCAAGAAGAACUCAAACGCAGGGAAGCUCUGCAGAAAGAGAAGGAGCGUCUCCAAAAUAUGGAUGAGGAAGAGUAUGACGCCUUGACAGAGGAGGAGAAAAUCAUAUUUGACCGAGAGGUUCAGCAGGCGCUGCGGGAAAGGAAGAAGAGGGAGCUGGAGAGGCUGGCCAGGGAGAUGCACGAAAAGAAGCUACAGCAGGAGCUCGAGCGACAAAAGGAGGAAGAUGAGCUGAGACGGAAGAAUAAAAAGCCAAAGCAGGGACCCGUAAAGGAGGAACCCCCCCUGAAGAAAUCUCAAGCAGCAGGCAAGCAGGGUCUUACUUUCAGCAAAGUAGAUGUCAAGACAGAGGCAUUGGAAAGGAAAGUAUCUGUCAGGGAGCAAACAAUGUCUGAGAAGGAAGAAGUCAACAAGAAAAGAAAGAACAUGGCCGACAUCAACGUGUCUAGCUUUCCUCUGGCCCAGGAACAAGAGGACAGUGAAGGGGACUUCCCAAAGGACACCGACAAGCAACUGGCCCAGAAGUUUAAGGUCUACGAGUUGAGUCUGAAAGACGUCCAGAGCGUGCUCAUGUACUGGGACCGGAAGCAAGGAGUUCAGCUGCCCCACGGAGGGAUGGAGGAAACGCCCCACGAGCCUGAGGACCAGCGCCAGGUCCCCUCGGGUGGGCGCAGGGGUCGCAAGGACAGGGAGAGGGAGCGCCUGGAGAAGGAGCGUGCGGAGAAGGAGCGCCUGGAGAGGGAGAAGGCGGAAAGGGAGCGCCUGGAGAAGCUGCGGGCCCUGGAGGAGCGGAGCGAUGGUGAGGGCGAAGGGGAGGAGGACCACGAAGGGAAGAAGGACCUGGGCGUGCCCUUCCUCAGCAUCCAAACGCCCGACCUGGAAGGCUCGAGCUGGAAGCAGGCCCUGGAGAGUGACAGGCUUCCCAGGAUGGAUCAGAUCCUAGACACCUUGGGGAUGGGUUCCUCUGGGCCACCCAUCCCACCUCCCACCUUAUUCUCAAUCGUCACCUACCCGGCAAAGCGGCUGCCUUUGGCCACGACAGACGUCCUGAAGCAUUUUGUGUUUGUGAUCCCAUCUGACGAGCUGUCCAUACUGGAUGAAAAAAAAGAAAUGGAAACAGACUCAGACUAUUUGGCGUUCUCAAGCACUCUGAAGGCUCAAGAGGAGCAGACCACCUCAUUUAAAGGGAGCAAACAUAAAGUAAAAGAAAAACCUGAACAAGCCCGCGAUACUCAAAAGGACAAGCGUCGCAUGCCGGUCAACCGGAAGGGCCUUUCUGGGGGAAUUGACGGAACCAUUGCCCUGCUGUCAGAUGUCGACCAGAACAGCCUCGACGGGCAGCUCUCCCAGGAGAAAUUCACUAGGCUGAGUAACUUCCGGUGGAUUGUGCCGGCCAAUGGCGAGGUGACUUUGCGAGUGCACUUCUCCUCCGAGGAUCCUGGGAACUUUGACCAAACGUUCAGCUUUGAGAUCCUUGGAACUCGCCGCCAGUACCAGCUGUAUUGCCGGGGUGUCUGCACUUACCCAUACAUUUGCCAAGACCCAAGAGUGGUAUUCCCUCAGCGGAAGACGAACAUGAAAGCAGAUGAGGUCAUCUUUAAGAAGUAUAUUACCAGCAUGGAGAGGUAUUACUUCGGGCCACUGCUUUGUGGAAAAUCAAGAGAUAAGUACAAGUCAUCCUUGUUCCCAGGCAACAUGGAGACGCUGACGAUCUUGAACAAUUCCCCAAUGGUGGUAGAGGUGUUCUUCUGUUUUCAGAAUGAUGUCAAAGCAAACACCUACUUCCUGGAGCCGGUCAACAUGAUACUGAAACCCAGUGAGAAGCAGGUGCUAAACAUAUGGGCCUACCCUACUGCAGUUGGUGUCUUUGAAGACAGCAUUGUCUGCUGCAUCAAAGAGAACCCAGAGCCAGCUGUCUUCAAAAUAAGCUGCCAAGGAAUCCGCCCAGAACUAGAGCUGGAACCCAGGCAAUUACAUUUUGACCGGCUCUUGCUACACAGAAAGGAAUCCAAGAUAGUUCUUCUCCGCAAUGUCACACUCCUGCCCGUGGCCUGGCGGGUCUCCAACCUGGAGCACCUGGACGAUGACUUCACUGUGUCCAUGAUGCAGGGCAUCAUCCCCUCCAAGGCUGAGUAUGGCCUGUACGUUCACUUCCAGCCCACCAAACCUGUCAACAUCAGGAAGGCCAUCCGGUUGGAGGUCUCAGAUGCAGAAAAUCUUGUUGGUAUUGUUCAGAUUGAAAAUAUCCCGGUCUUUGCAGAGUCCUACGACAUUGCCUUGGACAUCACCUUCCCCAAAGGAGCUGAAGGAGGCCUGGACUUUGGGAUCGUGAAGGUCAUGGAGGAGGUGAAACAGCCCCUGCAGCUGAAGAACCGCGGCAAAUACGAGAUCCUGUUCAGCUUUUCCGUGGACUCCGUAGGGAUUUUGACAACCAAUGUAAAUUCCAUGAUCUCAGUACAACCCAAAAAGGGUUCGCUGACCACAGCAGAAAAACUUACAAAUGUCCAAGUACACUUUCAUGCGAAAAAGGAAGUGAAGAUCGAGCACCAGCCCAUUCUGCGCUGUCAGAUUAUUGAACCCAAUGUGACAGAAGGAGGUGAGAUCAUUGCCAGCAUCCCAAUUAAGAUUUCUGUGAAUGCAGUGUACUCCAAGUACAACAUCAGCCCCUCCUCCAUCAUCAACUUUGGGGCUUUGAUCUGUGGCACUCGCAAAAGCAUCUGCUUCACCAUAGAAAAUCAAGGCAUUACUGACUUCAAGUAUGCCCUUUUCAGGAUGACAGGGGAGAGCACUAUUCAUCAAAAGAAAGGAGCCAGCCACAUCAGACACGCGAGAUCCCGGGAAAGCGAGACCUUCUACAAGGGCGGCCUUCCCAAAGCAGCCAAAUUCUCUGACGUGAUUCAGAAGGAAGUAAACAUCACAAGCCAGGCCCGCUUCUCCCUCGGCAUGUUCACCGUGUACCCUGGGUUUGGCUCCGUCUCUUCUGGUGGACAGCAGGUCAUCACCGUUGACUGUGUGGCUGACCCCGUGGGAAGAUGUGAGGAGUUCAUAGCCAUUGACAUCUCCGACCGAGACCCGAGAGACCAGCCUUCCGGCAUUCCCUACACCCUGUUGGCUGAGGCCUGUCUGCCAGCCUUUGUGACUGACAACAUUGCCUCGAUAUUUGAGGAGCACCAGAUAUGUACCAGCCCCAACCUACACCACAUCCUGCAGACCAUAGAGAGUGGGGGGCUGUUCGUGGAGGAUGAGAAUAAGUUCGUCUUCUGCAAUGUCCUGGUGGGCCAUCAGGCCAAGGCGCGGUUCAAGAUCAGCAAUGUGGGGAAGAUCGCCUGUGAUGUCAGCAUUGUAGUUAAGCCUGUCUCCACUAAGCCCUUCGCCCGCAUCAUCGACAUUUUUGAAGUGGAACCCAACAAGAUGUGCAUCGCCAGUCGCUCACACGCCUUUGCCACAGUGUCCUUCACGCCGCAGACCUUGCAGACCUACCAGUGCAUCUUUGAGGCUACCUUGGACGGCCUGCCCAGCAACCUGGCCAAGAACAGAGGACUCACGUUUGAUAUCACCGGUGACGGGAACCUCCCUCGGGUGACCAUUGUGCGGCCCGUUCUCCACAACCAGCAUGGAAACCCCUUGCUCCUCUUUAAGAGGCUUCUGCUUGGCCACUCGGAGAAGCUGCCCCUCGUCCUCAAGAACAACGGCACCAUCCCUGCCCAGCUGCAUGUGGACCUGCACGACCAGCUAGGAGUCUUCUCGCUGAAAGGGAGGCCCACUACCUCCUACAUCUACAUCACAGAGGAAAACAAACCAAAUGAAAAAGCAAAGAAAGCUCACACAGCCUCCCUGGUUAUUUCUCCUGGCAAUACAGCUGAAAUUGAUGUCUUUUUCCAACCCAAGAAGGUUGGGAAGAUCAGAGGCACCAUCCGUCUGUCAGUGAUCAACAACCAGUACGAGGAGACCAUCAUCUAUGUGGUGGGAGAGGGCUAUGAGGAUGACAUCACCUUGGACAACAUCCAUGGGCUGGUGACUCCCGCCAGCCAGGAGGCCACCAAUAUCUCUGACCUUGCAGAGCUCGUAGAGGACAACAGUGUGGUCGACUUGGUGGCAGCUUCCCUGGUGGACCACAUCCAGUUUGGGGACUGCCGCAUUGGAAACAGCUAUAAUGUGAGCUUCACGGUCACUAAUCACAGCCAUGUGAACAUGAUACGAUUUGAAUGGCCCGUUUUAGCUACAGUGACUUUCUCCCCACAGGUGGGCCACCUCCACCCUGGGUGUGCCAAGGAUGUAGUGGUGACCAUGAAGUCAGACGUGCCCAUCAACCUGAAGAAGAUGCGGGUCAAGUGCAAGCUCUCCAGGAUCACGUUUCAGCUCCCCACAGACCAGGUCCCCGACUGGGAUGACCGAAUGCGCACAGUCAAGUGGGUGGACGUGCCCAAAAACACUCCUGGGACUUUCACUACAAAACGAAAAGUGAUAGAGACGGAUCCUGAGCCCGCCCACUCAGUGCUAGAAGAAAACUACCGAGAACUGCAGCUUCAGAUCAGUGCCGUUGUGGAUUUCGCUUCAUACCAGUGCCACAGGGGCGACGUGCACUUUAAGGAAACCCUGGUUUACCAGACCCGAGUGUUCGAGUUUAACCUGAUUAAUUCAGGACGUGUGCAGCUGGAAUUCAGCUGGAUCUCAGAAGAUAACUCAAGGGCAGUCAGCUUUGCAAUGCCAGAAAACCAAGGUUCAGCUCAGAAAGAUCAGCUUAGUCAGGGCACGCCGCACACAGGCAGCACCCUGGACAGCGCCAUGGACCACUGCGCCGAGGGCUCCCCGCCAACCUUCUCUGUGGAGCCCUCCUCAGGCAUCGUACCUGCGGGGAAGACGCAGAAGCUCAAAGUGAAGUUCUCCCCGUUGGAUGUUGGAGACUUUGAGAGCACCCUUUUCUGCCAGAUUCCAAACCUGCCACCUGGAGAGCAAGGUCCGGUCCUGGUAGCAAAAGGGCGAAGCUCCUUGCCCAUCUGCCAUUUUGACCUGAAGGACUCAGACUACAUCAGCGGUCAUCAGCACAACCUAGAGCUCCGAGAGUCUGGUAGUGGCGCUCUGGAUCCAAACACCAGGGUGAUCGAGUUCACCAGUGUGGGCGUAGGAGGGAAGAAUCUCCAGACCUUUACAAUCCUGAACCCGACCAAUAGCACCUACUCCUUCUCCUGGAUCUCUGAAGAAAUCGAAAGUCUCCAGAACCCUCCAGCCUUCACAUGCCUUACAGAGAAGGGCUUCAUCCACCCUGACAAGAAAGCUGAGAUUGUGUUCCAGUUCACGCCUUCCCGUCUGGACAUCACAGAAGCAUUAUGGACUUUCCUAAUCCCUGAACACAACAUCACGGUCCCUUUCCUGCUGGUAGGCAAAACCACCGACCCGCUCAUCUCUCUGGACAAGUCACACCUCAACUUCAGUUCCCUGCUCAUUGGCAGAGAGGCCAGGGAGCGCAUGCAGCUCAUCAACAAGGAGGAGCAGGGGUUCAGUUUUGCCUUCCAGGACAACUCCCGGUACUCGGAAGGUUUCGGCAACAGCCUGAUCGUAUGUCCCAUGGAAGGCUGGAUCCCGCCACUGUCCAGGAUCCCAAUUGAUAUUUUCUUCACACCAAAGCAGGAAGGAGACGUCAACUUUAACUUGAUCUGCAAUGUGAAAAAGAAAGUCCAGCCUCUGACAUUAAAUGUCAAGGCGGAGGGCUACAGUAUGAAUGUAGAGAUCAAGUGCAAGGACAGGACUGGCUCCGUCACUCUCUUGACUCCCAACCAGACCAACAUCAUCAACUUCUAUGAGGUGGGGUUAAAUGAAUGCGUCCAGUGUGAAUUCAACUUUAUUAACACUGGCAAGUUCAACUUCAGCUUCCACGCAGAGCUAUCUGGCUCCAAAACCCUGCUGCAGUAUUUGGAAUUUUCACCCAUUGACAGUACUGUGGAUGUGGGGCAGAGUGUCCAAGCUACCCUAUCUUUUCAACCACUUAAGAAGUGUGUCUUGAAGGACCUGGAACUUGGAAUCAAGAUCAGCCAUGGCCCAACCUAUAUGUGCAGCAUCUCAGGUUGUGCCGUGAGCCCGGCCGUCCAUUUCUCCUUCACCAGUUACAACUUUGGGACCUGCUUCAUCUACCAAGCUGGGAUGCCCCCGUACAAACAAACCCUGGUCAUCACCAACAAGGAAGAAACUCCUAUGAGCAUAGACUGCCUGUACACCAACACCUCCCACCUCGAGGUUAGCUUCCGUGUUGAAGUGAUAAAGCCAGGAAAGACACUGGAGAUUCCAAUCAUCUUUUAUCCUCGAGAAAGCAUCAACUAUCGAGAACUCAUCCCCUUUGAAAUCAAUGGGCUCUCACAGCAAACAGUCGAAAUCAAAGGGAAGGGCACGGAAAUGAAGAUUGCAGUCCUAGAUCCAGCCAACAGGGUUGUGAAGUUGGGAGCCAUCCUGCCAGGACAGGUUGUGAAAAAAACGGUUUCCAUCGUGAACAACAGCCUCGCCCAGCUCACAUUCAACCAGUCAGUUCUGUUCUCGAUUCCAGAGCUCCAGGAACCCAAGGUCAUCACCUUGGUGCCCUUCCACAACAUCUCACUGAAGCCCAAAGAAGUCUGUAAACUGGAAGUCAUAUUUGCCCCGAAGAAGCGCGUGCCUCUCUUCUCUGAGGAAGUGUUCAUGGAGUGCAUGGGGCUCCUGCGCCCCCUCUUCCUGCUCAACGGCUGCUGCCAAGCCCUGGAGAUCUCCCUGGACCAGGAUCAUCUUCCUUUUGGACCAGUCGUGUAUCAGACGCAAGCCACACGUCGCAUCCUCAUGUUGAACACAGGCGACAUAGGUGCAAGGUUUAAAUGGGAUGUCAAAAAAUUUGAGCCUCAUUUCUCCAUCAGCCCAGAAGAAGGCUAUAUCACCGCAGGCAUGGAGGUCUCUUUCGAAGUGACCUACCACCCUACUGAGGUGGGGAAGGAGAGUUUCUAUAAAAACAUGCCGUGCUUAAUCCAGGGGGGCAAUCCUCUGACCCUAACCCUGUCUGGAGUCUGCGUGGGACCACCUAUGGUAAAAGAGGUGGUGAAUUUCACCUGCCAGGUGCGCUCCAAGCACACACAGACCAUCAUGCUGUCAAACCGCACCAACCAGACCUGGAACCUGCACCCCAUCUUUGAGGGCGAGCACUGGGAGGGGCCCGAGUUCAUCACCCUGGAGGCCCAUCAGCAAAACAAGCCCUACGAGAUCACCUACAAGCCCCGCACCAUGAACCUGGAGAACCGCAAGCACCAGGGCACCCUCUUCUUCCCCCUCCCGGAUGGGACUGGCUGGCUAUAUGCUCUGCAUGGGACUUCUGAGCUCCCCAAAGCUGUAGCCAACAUCUACCGUGAAGUGCCGUGUAAGACACCCUACACUGAGCUCCUGCCAGUCACCAACUGGCUGAACAAGCCUCAGAGAUUCCGAGUCAUCGUGGAAAUGCUGAAACCGGAGAAGCCAGACCUAAGCGUCACUAUGAAGGGCCUUGAUUACAUUGAUGUACUGUCUGGCUCCAAGAAAGACUACAAGCUGAAUUUCUUUUCCUACAAGGAGGGAGUAUACACUGCAAAGGUGAUCUUCCGAAACGAGGUGACCUAUGAGUUCUUGUACUACACGGUGAGUUUCAGGGUCCUCCCUUCAGGCAUCAUCAAAACCAUCGAGAUGGUGACCCCAGUCCGGCAGAGCGCGUCAGCCUCCAUCAGGAUGGAGAACCCCCUGCCCUACUCGGUGACCUUCUCCACGGAGUGCAGGCUGCCGGACAUGAGCCUGCCCUCCCAGUUCGCGGUGCCUGCCAACUCCGAGGGCACAUUCACAUUUGAAUUCCAGCCCCUGAAAGCUGGAGAAACCUUUGGGAAACUUACUUUGCACAACAGUGAUCUGGGUUACUACCAAUAUGAGCUCAGUUUGAAGGCCUUGCCAGCACCUCCUGAAAAGCCUGUCUACUUCCAGACUGUUCUCGGCAGCAACCAAAGCAUCUACACAAAGUUCACCAAUUAUACUCGGCAGAAGACAGAAUACUACUGCAGGACCGACUGCCCGGACUUCCACACGGAAAGGGUCAUUAACGCAGCCCCAGGAGCCCAGGGAGGCACCGAGGUCAGCGUGGAGGUCUUCUUUGAGCCCAGCCACCUGGGCGAGACCAAGGGCAUCCUGAGCCUGUCGUCGCUUGCAGGUGGGGAGUAUGUCAUCCCCCUCUUCGGAGUGGCUCUGCCCCCCAAGCCCCAGGGUCCCUUCCUGAUCCGAGCCGGGUACAACAUAAUCAUCCCCUUCAAGAACGUCUUCCCCCACGUGGUGACCUUCUCCAUCAUCGUGGAGAACCCGGCCUUCACCGUCCGCGCCACAGACACCGUGCGGGCCAAGAAGAUCAACAACAUCACUGUCUACUUUGAAGGAAACCCCUCCGGCAGCAAAACCCCCAUCACCACCAAGCUGAUUGUGAGCUGCCGCCCCGGGGAGGGCUGUGAGAGCGGAAUUAAAUGGGUUUAUUACCUCAAGGGGAUCACCCCUUAGUGGUAACAGGGUCACCUGCGUCAGCCAAAAGCCGUCUCCUCGGCCCUGAGACCUACGCAUCAUCUUAGCCUGACAAAGAACAGAGAAAAAAAUAAGAAUUCUAAAGGGACUGUUUUAUCCUCCUCAUUCAAUUAUUUCCACGUCGUGUGGUUUCCAAAUAUAGAUAUGAAAUAUCUGUUCCAUAUUAACCAUUACAGCUACA
Messenger RNA from Propithecus coquereli (Coquerel's sifaka), 15046 nucleotides. It is a transcript of the gene HYDIN, whose product is annotated as HYDIN, axonemal central pair apparatus protein. Gene Ontology annotation, biological process: cilium movement; axonemal central apparatus assembly. The transcript has 82 exons. The record is from RefSeq and is a predicted model, not a curated record. Lineage: Eukaryota; Metazoa; Chordata; Mammalia; Primates; Indriidae. Gene Ontology annotation, cellular component: axoneme. The coding region runs from base 1 to 14844 and encodes 4947 amino acids.